AGCGUAGACACAUCGUGGUCUCUCAUUUGUUGAAGAAAGAGUUCUUCAGUUUGCCCCACCCCUCUUUCCCUUCCUCUCGUGUUGGUGGUAGAAGAAAAGCAUGGACACAACUGGGAAAGUGAUCAAAUGCAAGGCAGCAGUGGCCUGGGAGGCUGGUAAGCCUCUUUCCAUUGAGGAAGUAGAAGUAGCUCCACCGAAGGCCCAUGAAGUUCGAGUGAAGAUUCAUGCCACAGGUGUGUGUCACACUGACGCUUACACUCUGAGUGGAAGUGACCCUGAGGGCUUGUUUCCUGUCAUCCUGGGUCACGAGGGGGCAGGCACUGUUGAGAGUGUUGGCGAAGGGGUCACCAAAUUCAAACCAGGCGAUGCUGUUAUUCCGCUGUAUGUACCCCAAUGUGGAGAGUGCAAGUUCUGUAAAAAUCCUAAAACCAACCUGUGUCAGAAAAUCAGGUUGACCCAAGGUCAGGGUCUGAUGCCUGAUAAGACCUCCAGGUUCACAUGUAAAGGAAAGCAGCUUUUCCACUUCAUGGGUACUAGCACCUUCUCUGAAUACACCGUGGUGGCUGAAAUCUCUCUGGCCAAAGUGGAUGAAAAUGCCCCCCUGGACAAAGUGUGUCUGCUGGGCUGUGGCAUCUCCACUGGAUAUGGAGCUGCUAUCAAUACUGCUAAGGUUGAGGCCGGCUCUACAUGUGCUGUGUUCGGUUUGGGAGCAGUGGGGCUUGCAGUCAUAAUGGGCUGCAAGUCAGUCGGCGCCACCAGGAUCAUUGGCAUUGACAUCAACCCAGACAAGUUUGAAAUUGCCAAGACGUUUGGAGCCACUGAGUUUGUGAACCCCAAGGACCACAGCAAGCCCAUUCAGGAGGUGCUGGUGGAGCUGACAGAUGGAGGAGUUGACUACUCCUUUGAAUGCAUUGGCAAUGUUGGCAUUAUGAGAGCUGCUCUUGAGGCUUGUCACAAAGGCUGGGGAACCAGUGUCAUCAUUGGUGUGGCAGGAGCAGGGCAGGAGAUCUCCACCCGCCCCUUUCAGCUGGUCACAGGGCGCACAUGGAAAGGCACAGCUUUUGGUGGUUGGAAGAGUGUGGAGAGUGUCCCGAAGCUAGUGAAUGACUACAUGAAUAAGAAGCUGAUGGUGGAUGAGUUUGUUACUCACACAUUGCCCUUUGCCCAGAUCAAUGAGGCCUUUGACCUGAUGCAUGCUGGGAAGAGUAUCCGAACCGUCCUGCAGCUUUAAGCCUCAAGUUAAAACAUGAGUCCUAACUGCCUUGUCUAGCCAUGAAACAAUCAUACUAAUCAUUAACACAUCUCAGUAGUUACUGUGCUGUCUGUUGUGUUAGAGGCUGUUCUGAUAAUGGUUAUUGGUGUGUAGAGUUCGUUACACACUGAAUAAAUUUGAUUACAAAACAGAA
Carassius carassius (crucian carp) is the source of this 1406-nucleotide messenger RNA. RefSeq names its product alcohol dehydrogenase 5 (gene adh5). Gene Ontology annotation, biological process: formaldehyde catabolic process. Gene Ontology annotation, cellular component: cytosol. The transcript is spliced from 9 exons. Bases 101 to 1231 code for a protein of 376 amino acids. Gene Ontology annotation, molecular function: S-(hydroxymethyl)glutathione dehydrogenase [NAD(P)+] activity; zinc ion binding. NCBI's taxonomy places the organism in Eukaryota, Metazoa, Chordata, Actinopteri, Cypriniformes, Cyprinidae. The record is from RefSeq and is a predicted model, not a curated record.